This is a messenger RNA of Triticum dicoccoides, 1637 nucleotides long. RefSeq names its product cytochrome P450 71A1-like. Bases 68 to 1360 code for a protein of 430 amino acids. Gene Ontology annotation, molecular function: monooxygenase activity; iron ion binding; oxidoreductase activity, acting on paired donors, with incorporation or reduction of molecular oxygen. The record is from RefSeq and is a predicted model, not a curated record. The transcript is spliced from 3 exons. Lineage: Eukaryota; Viridiplantae; Streptophyta; Magnoliopsida; Poales; Poaceae.
GCUGCGGCUCCGCCUCGGCCAGGUCCCCGCGCUGGUCGCCUCCUCCCCGGCCGCGGCCGCCGAGCUCAUGCGCGCGCACGACCACGCCUUCGCCACGCGCCCCUACUUCCGCACCGCCGAGAUCCUCACCUACGGCUUCCGCGACCUCGUCUUCGCGCCCCACGGCGAGCACUGGCGCCACGUCCGCCGGCUCUGCUCCGAGCACGUCCUCAGCGCCGCCCGGUCGCACCGCCACGGCGCCAUGCGAGAGCGGGAGGUGGCCGCCCUGGUCCAGGCCGUCGCCGACCACGCUUCUUCUUCUUCUUCCGCCGCCGCCGUGGUCGACGUGAGCGGGGCGCUGUACCGGUUCGCGAACGACGUGAUCUGCCGGGUGGUCUCCGGGACUAGGCUGCCGAGAGAGGAAGAAGGAGGGAGGAGCGAGCUGUUCAGGGAGCUGAUCGAGGAGAACACGGCGCUGCUCGGCGGGUUCUGCGUCGGGGACUACUUCCCGGCGCUGGCGUGGGCGGACGCGCUGCUGUCCGGCGGCGGCGCGAGGGCCUGGAGGAACUUCAGGCGGUGGGACGAGCUGCUGGAGAAGGUGGUCGCGGAACACGAGGGGGAGAGGAGCGGUGCCGGCAUGGAGGAGGACUUCGUGGACGUGCUGCUGGCGCUGCGGGAGGACGGGCACGGGCAGGACGGGUUCGAGCUGAGCAGGGACAUCAUCAAGUCGCUCUUGGCGGACAUGUUCGCGGCGGGAACGGAGACGACCUACAUCGCGCUGGAAUGGUCCAUGUCGGAGCUGAUGAAGAACCCCGCGGCCAUGCGGAGGCUACAGCAAGAAGUCCGCAGCGCCGCAGCCGCACCGGCCGGCGGCAUUGCCAAAGCCGACGCGCUCGGCGCGGCCACGCCCUACCUGAAGGCGGUCGUGAAGGAGACACUCCGGCUCCACCCACCGGUGCCGCUGCUCCUGCCCCGCGAGUGCAUGCAGGACGCCACCGUGCUGGGCUACCACGUCGCCGAGGGCACGCGGGUGUUCGUCAACGCCUGGGCCAUCAACCGCGACCCGGGCUCCUGGCGCGCGCCAGAAGAAUUUCUCCCCGAAAGGUUCUUGGAGAGCGAGGUGGACUUCAGGGGCGGGCACUUCCAGUUCAUAUCCUUCGGCGCGGGGCGGAGGAUCUGUCCCGGGAUGCAGUUCGGGCUCGCGACCGUGGAGCUCGCGCUCGCCAACCUGGUGCGCCUGUUCGACUGGGAGCUGCCGGACGGCAUGGCCCCGGAGGAGCUCGACAUGUCGGACGCGCCUGGGCUGACCACGCCAAGGCGGGUGGGCCUCCGGCUCGUCGCGAGGCCCGUUCGAGUGGAAUCAUGCAUGAAACAGGAGUAGGCCCAGCAAGCAACGUGCAAAACUAGAGUUCAUACGAAUCAAGAACACUAGAGUUCAUCAGUGUGUGCCCGGUGAGACAUCUUAUGUUGUUGUACAGUAUUCCAACCGUCCCAUAAUUAAGAUGUAAAAAAAGUCGUACAUUGUGAAAACGAAGGGAGUAAUAUAUUCCCUCCAUCUCAUAAUAUAAAAACAUUUUUAACACUAGUAGUGUUUUAAAUGUUUUUAUAUUAUGAGACGGAGGGAGUAAUAAGUACUUGCAGUUGUUCGUGUAAAAAAG